AUGCUCUACAGUCAUGUCACACUUCUCAUGCUUCGCGUCGUCGACGUCGUCGCAAAAACGACAGUACAGCAGUCGGCACGAAUGCUUGUCGCUGAAAUUCACGGGGAAAUACAGAUCGGUGCAUUAUUUCCAAUUCAUCGUCAAAUCGCCGGAUCUGAGAGUUGUGGAGAGAUAUGGGAGCAAUACGGAAUACAACGGUCGGAAAUAGCAAUGCACACAGUAAAUAAGCUAAACGAAGAGUUACCAUUUAAAUUAGGUUUAUCUAUACGAGAUUCUUGUUGGACAGAACGAAUAGCAAUGGAACAGACAAUAGCGUUUUUAAGAGAAGGAGUUGCUCAAUGUUCUUGUUGUCAAACACCUGGAUGCAACAAGAAAAGUGUUCCUGUGGUGGCUGUUAUUGGACCUGGAAAGAGUUCAUCGACGAUUGCAGUUCAGAACUUAUUACAGGUUUUUCGAAUACCUCAAGUCGGAUAUUCAGCCACCACACCCGAUUUAUCCGACAAAGAACAAUUUGGUUAUUUUCUUCGCGUUGUUCCAUCUGAUGUCUUUCAAGCACAAGCUAUAAAUCGACUGCUUCAUCAUUAUAACUGGACAUAUGUGGCAGUUUUGUAUUCUGCAGGUAACUAUGGUGAGAAGGGAUUCGAGAGCUUGGAGAGGUUGAUUGCUCAUCGUUCAUCUUCCGUCUGUAUUGCGUAUUCUGAAAAGAUCAAAACGCUGGCAAGUGAUAAUGAGUACAGACAAGUCCUCACUCGAUUGGAUUCUCAAAAUUCUCGACCUCAAGUAGUUGUGUGUUUCUGUGAAGGAGCUUCCAUGAGACAGUUCUUCAAAGCACAAAAACAUUUGGCUGAUGGUAAAAUGCAGAUGAAGAGAUUUCAAUGGAUUGGAUCCGAUGGAUGGGCGGAUCGAAAUGAUGUGGUGGAAGAUUUGGAAGAAGAAGCAGAAGGAUCAUUCUCCAUUCGAAUUCAUGCUCCAAAAAUUCCUGGUUUUCGGCAAUACUACACCGCUCUGCAUCCGGAGAACAACACUAUGAAUCCGUGGUUUCGAGAGUUUUGGCAACAAAAAUUUAACUGUCAAUUUGCCGUUUCCAAAGAAGACAAAAACAACGAGAACAUCAGAAUCUGCAGUGGUGAUGAGAAUCUUGACGAGCAAUAUAAGGAAGAUCCGAAAUUAUCUCAAGUUAUCAAUUCCAUUACAGUCGUUGCAUUGGGUCUAAAGGCAAUGUAUCAGGAUAGGUGUCGAGAUAACUCGACUCUUUGUACGGAAAUGUUGUCAAGAAAUGGAACACUUCUGUAUGAAUAUCUACUGAAUGUAACAUACAGUGACCAAUUCAAACAACCUGUUUAUUUCGAUAGAAACGGAGAUCCACCAGCUUGGUAUGAUAUUCUUAACUACAUCGGAACCAAAGAUCUUGACAAUCCAUACAAUGAAGUAGGAUCAUUCAAGUCCAUCAACGAUUACGGUGUCGAAGAAUUGGAUAUGACUGCCAGAUCAAUGUUCUUCGAUAAAACUGAGAUCCUUCCAGAAAGUGUUUGUAGUAGACCAUGUGGCAUUGGUCAGAGACAAAGAGAGACGAUGGCUUGUUGUUGGAUCUGUGAAUCAUGUCUUGAUAUGCAAUUUGUGAACAAGACUACCAACCAAUGCAUGAAUUGUUCUCUUGGAUCUUGGCCAAAUGCGAAUCGAACGGGAUGUGAAGAUAUCAUUCCAGAAGUUGUUUCAUGGACUUCCUUUGGUCACAUCCUGGCUCUUGUAUUGGCUGUCACUGGAAUUAUUACCAGUCUGGCUACACUUGCAGUCUUCCUUCGACACAAUUCAACACCAGUAGUCAAGAGUACGACCCGAGAGCUCUCUUAUAUCAUUCUUUCUGGACUUGUUGCCUGUUACGCAGUCUCGUUUGCUCUUCUCGCCACACCUUCAUCGUCUUCUUGUUUCAUAACAAGAGUGAUUCCUCCGAUUGCUUUUGCAGUUGUAUAUUCAGCACUUCUAACGAAAACCAAUAGGAUAGCAAGGAUAUUGGCAGGGAGUAAAAAGCGAAUACUGACAAAGAAGCCACGGUUUUUGACUACAUUUUCUCAGGUGGUCAUAACGUGGAUUCUAGUCGCAGUUCAAUGUGUAAUAGUAGGCGUCGGACUGAUGCGAGAUUGGCCGGAUGCCACGUAUGCCAAGUAUGCUCUACCUAGGAAACUGAUUCUGGAGUGCGACACGGAAACAAAGUCGUUUCUGAUUCCAUUCUUUUGGGACUUUUUUCUCAUAUCCCUAUGCACACUUUAUGCAUUCAAAACCAGAAAUCUACCCGAAAAUUUCAACGAGGCAAAGUUCAUUGGGUUCACAAUGAAGACACCAAGAAUUAUGAAAAAAAGAAAAACUCUUGUUUUUAGGUACUGCACGGUGGUUGUCUGGAUAGCCUUCCUGGUUCUUCAUAUGGGAACAACGCACAAAGCUCUUGUAAUGAGUUUUUCCUACUCGCUAUCUGCUUCAGUUGCUUUGGCUCUUCUUUUCUUCCCCAAACUGUAUAUUAUUCUGAUGCACCCGGAGAAGAAUAUCCGAGCGUCGUAUACCACCACAAAACUAAUUAGAUGUCAUUUUGGAAACUCCCAGGCUGCAUAUGAUAGUACUAGUAAACAACAACACCUUGGAUCCAAAACAACUGCUCGAACAUCAGUACAGAGUGGCUCUGCGAGUAAAUCAUCGAGUAUGGGAGGGGGAGUGACUCGAACUGCAUCCGUUCAUGUUCCCGUUUCUCGUGGAAGCACUCAUUCAACUGAUGCUUCGACGCAAACAGAAGGUGUGUUUAAUUUAACCAUCCAUUCCCACUUAAUUAUUUCAGCAGCGAGUAAGUUCUCAAGAAGUUUUUCAAUAGUUGGUAGGAAGAAACAAGGACUGGACGAUGAUGUUCAACAGUUGGUGGAUGCUUGUCGAAGAUAUCAGGACGAGAAAAUAAAUUCAUCAGCUGCAAAUCUAUUGCUAGAAGAAGCCGAAGAUGAGGUAGGAGCACUUUUGGCAGAUUCCAUCGAGAACAGCAUGCGAACUGUGUUAUCCACUGUUGCCGGGAAAGCAGUUGUGCCGUUGGUUCCAAUAGUUCCAAUGGUCCCUGUGCUUCCUGUAGUUCCAGCAGUGGUUUCUAUUCCAACUGCUCCUCCACAAGAAGACAAUUUUGAACAGGUGACAUUGAAAGAAUGUGAAAGCGUGGUCGAAUGGUUAGUGAAAAAGAAUAUGAAGCGGAUACUCUCUGGUUCGACUCACUCGAGCUGCUAA
Messenger RNA from Caenorhabditis briggsae, 3252 nucleotides. RefSeq names its product Protein CBR-MGL-2 (gene Cbr-mgl-2). Gene Ontology annotation, molecular function: adenylate cyclase inhibiting G protein-coupled glutamate receptor activity; G protein-coupled receptor activity involved in regulation of postsynaptic membrane potential. Gene Ontology annotation, biological process: G protein-coupled glutamate receptor signaling pathway; regulation of synaptic transmission, glutamatergic. The record is from RefSeq and is a predicted model, not a curated record. NCBI's taxonomy places the organism in Eukaryota, Metazoa, Nematoda, Chromadorea, Rhabditida, Rhabditidae. Gene Ontology annotation, cellular component: postsynaptic density membrane.